AAACAUGUUUUUUUCUUUGUUUUUGGCCGAAAAACGCGUUUUUGUGUUUCUGGCGAGAAAAUGAAUUUUUAGCAGUAAAACAUGUUUUUUUUUGGUUGGAAAACGCGUUUUUGUGUUUUUGGCUAAAAAUACGUUUUUGUGUUUUUGGCGAUAAAACACUGGUGAGAAAACGUGUUUUUGCGUUUUUGGUGGAAAAUACGUUUUUUGGCAAUAAAACGUGUUUUUGUUGUUUUGGCGAAAAAUGCAUUUUUACGAUUUUAGUGGAAAAGAACUGUUUUAUCAUUUUUUUGUGAGUAACAGAAUGAUAUUAGAUUUAAGUUUGUAAUUUGGAAAUUAUAUUAAGGGCAUAAUAGACUUAUACUAUUUUUUGAGAGAUCCAUCGGUCCAAAUUGAUUCAGUUUGAUAGACUUUAAAAUUAAACAUAAAUUUCUGUAAUUCAACCAGAUGAAUUGCAAUUUUAAGUCUAAACAAACAAAACUAUCAUCUUCAUCCAGAUAAAUCAUUUCGAAUGUGAAACAAACAAGCCCUAUGAUGUUUAAGGUGGAACAAGAGAAACUGCUUACCUAUAACUGUAAGAAUUUGCGAGGGGUUCUUUAGGGUUGACACAUAUGAGUUAUAGAUGGGUCAAACAGUGUGAAUCACCAGAUGCUGGCAAGUUGAAACCGAUGUUCCAUUAUUAAUAGUAACCAUGGAAUAAUGAGCUCCAGGACGAACCUCACGGACCUCGUAGCAUGCUGUUCUCAGCUGUUGCCUAGUAGCUCUAUGUAUUGCUGUCAUAAAAGUUUAUACCAAUGCAGUCACACAAUGACAAUGUGUUUGGAUGCUUGGAGCCGUGGAUGAGACUAGGCAUGGGCAUUCGGGUCGUGGGGUCGGGUUCGGAUCGGUUUCUUUCGAGUUCGGGUCUUUCAGGUCUAAGAAUUUAGGAUUCGAUAGGGUAAUUUCAAAUUCUCGGUUCCGGAUCGGUUCGGAUCGUACCAGGUUCGGGUCGGGUCGAGUUUUAGAUAGUUGGACUCAUUUGGGUAACUAGAAUUUAUCGGUUCGAAUUCGGUUCGGUUUCAGGUCGGGUUCGGUUUGGGUUCGAUCUAAAAAAGACCUAAAAUACAAAAAAAAAAUAUCUGAAAAUAUUUAUAGAUCCGAAAAUAUUCAAAAUUUUAUUCAAAAUUUAUGUGUUUUAUUAUAUUAAAAUGUGUAUAUAUAUUAAACUAUGCGAGAUACAACAACAAUUCAUUGUUUCUUAGUGGUUGACCCCCAUGUUCUCUAGACAAAUAAUUCGUCUUUGAUUCUCUUUUGGUGCAUUUUAUUUAAUUUACAUUAUUAAUUCGGAUACCCAUCGGAUUUCGGGUUUGGGUCGGGUCGGAUCCAAGACCCACGGGUCCUCUGCAACUAGAUCCGAUAGGAUAAUUUGAUCGGGUCGGUUCUUACCCGAACUGGGUUUUUUCGGAUCGGUUUCGGAUCGGGUCUUCGAGUACAUGUAAAAUGUCCAGGCCUAGAUGAGACAGCUAGCACUCGGGAAGUCGUACUAGUAGAAGAAAAAUUACACGAAGAAGCAGUCAUUAUUUCGCUUACGUGGCCGUGUGAAAAGUUUUGACUGCCAACGUGGGGGAGAUCAGAGUAGCAAGCCGAAACUGAUCUAAAUAUCGAGUUCGGGUUUAGUAAUUUAGGGAGACUCGUCGAGCUUCCCGCUUGCACAUGUCAACCAGAGUCGCCGUCCUCGCCAAAUUCUCUUUAACUCGGAGCUUUUGGGCCCAUAACUGCGUAAAUACCUAUAGCGUUUGAGAAGAACAGUUAAAUUUACUGAAGAAUGAUUCUAUAAAAGAAGAUUAUUAAGGAUAUAUACCUAACAAUCAGACAGAGAACAAAAGAUUACGUUUGAUAUCAUGUGAAAUUUUCUCUCUAAUGAUAAUUCACAACAUGGGAACAGAAUCUUUGAUUUUUAAGUUCAAAAAAAAAAACAGAAUCUUUGAAAGCAUUUUACCAAAAACUGCUUACGUUUCUUAUAACAACAUAGGUGGUGUAGGCUAUUGAUGCAUCAACAAUUCGGAACAUAUGUAAAAAAAUGUUUUAAUAAGAAAACAUUAGCGUCUCAGUGUGUACGCGUGUAAAAAUAGGUUAUAAUUUUAUUACAGCACUAAAUGAUGUUUAACCAUUUAAUAUCUGGUUUUGCCCGCAUAUAAAACACAAUCAACCGUUAAUACCAUACCCUACACCACCUAACCAACUGUUCUCUUGAAUCUAGAACUGCCUAAACAUGUGGACUCUUAUUGUGUAUACCUAUUAAUCUAUAUAUUUAAUAAAUGCAAGUAUGCAACGUUUAUAGGAGGAUGUGCGAAAUAAACAAGAGAUUCACCUUAUAUUUUCUACCUAACUUUGUCUUGAAUGUUUCUUUGAAUAAAUUUAACAUUAUAUUAAAAAAAAAACUGUCUUGAAUAUUGAUAUUUCUAUAUCGAAGUCAAGCAAAAUCUCAGUACGGAAACAAUGGACCACGAACGGUAUAUCCUAUUCAUUUAUACCGCUCAACUGUACAUCCAACGGUCCACACUCGCACUCUCUUUACAUCCUACACGUCUAUAGUAUCUCAUUUUCAACGUCUAUUGUGUGUAGAUUUGAAGUGUAAAUAGUAACAAUACUAGGUCGGAUUUGAACUGUGGAUUGCCCACACUCAUUUAUUAUCUAACCAUUUUUUGCACUCUGCAAUUAUUUUCUAGUAUUAUAUAUAUGCCAUAUGGUCAUCCAUGUGAAAUUUACAAAUAGAAAAAUCUAGAAAAUAAGAUAGAUAAAUACAAAAAAUAGUAGUAUAAGCACAUGUCAUUUGCUUGCUUUUACACACUCCAUGCAAAUAAAGAUCCUUUAAUUCUUCCGCAAACUUCUCUUACACUAACAAAGCAUCAAUUUUCCAAAAAUAGAUGCUCCCAGCUUGUCUCCUCUUUCGUAUCUGAAGAAGCUUCGUGGUCUUCGGACAUAUCCAAGAGAGGGAGUUUUGCUAGCUCACGUCAAACACCUUACAACACAUUUAACGACGAUGUCUGAAAGAUCAGAAGACGACACAAACGGAGUCAUCAGAUCCUCAAAGGUAAUCGUAAAGGAGAGCUCCCAGGUCAAUGCAUCGUCAAGAAUCUAUUACUACGGCGGAGCUUCCGUGCCGUUUCUGUGGGAGACACGGCCAGGCACACCAAAACACCCUCUCUUCUCUGAAUCAUUUCGUCUUCCGCCACUAACGCCGCCUCCAUCAUAUUACUCCUCCUCCUACGGGAACAAAUUGAGCAAAGUUAGACCGAAACAAACUCGGUUCGUGAAGGCUUUUUUCAACGGGAAGCAUCACAUGUCUCGUCCUUCGUUUUCUUGGUCGUCUUCGUCCUCUUCUUCUUCUUCUUCUUCCUCCUCUCCUCGGUCUAGAAUUGUGCAUCGUGCUAAAACAUGUUACCUUUCUUGCUCGAGAUCGUAUGUUAGGAACGACGACGAGGAAGAGAUUGGUUCGUCGUCGCCAACAUCAACGUUGUGUUAUAAAAGAGGGUUUAAUUCAUCAAUGGGGAGUAUGAAGAGAGCUUUGUCUUCUGUUCUUAGCUAUCGAUCUAGUCGUAAUGAUCUUAGAUUGAUUUAAUGUCAUCAUGUUAUCUUAUUUCGGCUGUUGUUAUAGAAAAUAUAUAGGAUCUUGAUUUUAAGAUCCAUUUUUAAAAGUGUUUUGGCUUUUGCCUCUUUAAACACAUAGUGUUUGAUUGUGCCAAUGCUGUUCACGUGUUUUGAUUGCUCGUUGUUGUGAUUUUCAUAAUUUGAUUGUUUUUAGUUUAUGUAAAUUUAGUGAAUCUUGUUGGUACGCUUAAAUUGAAAAUUAACCAACAGUGGACUAUA
Brassica rapa (field mustard) is the source of this 3846-nucleotide messenger RNA. RefSeq lists its product as uncharacterized. NCBI's taxonomy places the organism in Eukaryota, Viridiplantae, Streptophyta, Magnoliopsida, Brassicales, Brassicaceae. The record is from RefSeq and is a predicted model, not a curated record.